AUGUACAAGCCUCUGAUCUACGAUGAUGAUCCCUCAACCACCACCACCACCACAAUCAAGCCUCUCCUCUCCCGCGCCUCCAGCUUCAACGGCGCUCUCACCACCACGAACGGUCCCUUAACUUCUUGGUUUCACAACAAACGGCGACGCUCCAACAGCGAUAACUGCCUCCUCUCUGCGUUACCCGAUGGUACUAAUGGAACCGAGGGCCAACAAACUAUCGCUCAGGAGGUUACACACGUGGCCGCUGAGACGUUUUUGUUGACUCGGCUUUGCUUGAAGCUUUUGAGCUAUCUUGGGGUAGGUUAUAGAUGGAUCACAAGGUUUCUUGCUCUUGGUUGCUAUGCUUUCUUACUAAUGCCAGGCUUUGUUCAAGUGGGGUAUUAUUACUUCUUCUCUCCUUACGUUCGUAGAAGUAUAGUUUACGGUGAUCAACCAAGAAACAGGCUUGACUUGUAUCUACCUAGGAACUCCGAUGGUCCAAAACCAGUUGUGGCGUUUGUCACUGGUGGAGCCUGGAUUAUUGGUUAUAAGGCGUGGGGCUCUCUUUUAGGACAGCAGUUAUCAGAAAGAGAUAUUAUUGUGGCUUGCAUCGAUUAUAGGAAUUUUCCUCAGGGAUCUAUUAGUGACAUGGUCAAAGAUGCUUCUUGUGGCAUCUCAUAUAUUUGUAACCAUAUUGCUGAGUAUGGUGGUGAUCCAAACCGGAUUUAUCUGAUGGGUCAGUCUGCUGGUGCACAUAUCGCGGCUUGCACCCUUGUAGAUCAGGUUGUUAAAGAGUCAGGGGAGGGGGACAGUGUUUCUUGGAGUAGUUCACAGAUAAAUGCUUAUUUUGGUCUGUCCGGAGGCUACAACCUUCUGAGCCUUGUAGACCACUUCCAUAGCAGGGGACUCUAUCGUUCCAUCUUUCUGAGCAUCAUGGAAGGAGAAGAAUCGUUGAAGCAGUUUUCUCCCGAACUAGUAGUGCAAGAACCAAAUCUCAAACACAUUGUUGCUCGUCUCCCACCUAUCAUUCUAUUCCAUGGUACUGCUGACUACUCCAUCCCUUCAGAUGCAAGUAAAUCUUUUGCUGAAACACUCCAGAGACUUGGAGGGAAAGCAGAAGUGAUCCUCUACGAAGGGAAAACACACACGGAUUUGUUUCUUCAGGAUCCAAUGAGAGGUGGAGUAGAUGAGAUGUUUGAAGAUAUAGUAUCAGUGGUCCUGGGAGGCGACUCAGAAGUGAUUGGUAAAAGCGUAGAUAGAAGGCGUCUUGUGCCUGAAUUCAUGUUGAAGUUGGCUCACUGGGUCAGUCCUUUCUAA
This is a messenger RNA of Eruca vesicaria subsp. sativa (arugula), 1299 nucleotides long. The record is from the annotation of a GenBank genome assembly. Lineage: Eukaryota; Viridiplantae; Streptophyta; Magnoliopsida; Brassicales; Brassicaceae.